Molecule: messenger RNA, 2970 nt
Organism: Dreissena polymorpha
Lineage: Eukaryota; Metazoa; Mollusca; Bivalvia; Myida; Dreissenidae
Exons: 6
Coding region: 1669-2892 (407 amino acids)
Source: RefSeq, a predicted model, not a curated record
UAGAUUUCCGAAGGUGUGCAUACAUCGCCUAUUAUCUAUAUGGUAUACACGUAGAUAACUGCGAUAAACUACGUGCGCGCAUUGAAUUAGUUGUAAUUUAAUAGUGAACACUUAAGACAUGACCAUCGGAAGUGAAAACUUAUAAGUCAUUUUAAUCGUGAAUAAAUCUUAACUUCUAAAGAAUGUGAUUAUAUAGUAUUAUUGAUUUUUAGUUUAACAACUCUCCAUUAUUAUAAUAAUGAAUAUACGCGCUGGCUUGGGCGAUUUCAUAUAACCAGAAUAUAUAACCCUAUAAUAUAAUUAUAAGGUUUCGGUACUUUGAAAGAGCAAAUGAUAUUGAAAUAUCAGAUUUGCAGAUUUAACACGAUACAAUUAUAUAAUGUAUUUAUUGUGAUGCGUCGAUAUGUACAAAAAGGCAAUAGCAGAAUGGUACUCCAACUCUUUUUCGAGCUCGUUUUAUCCUUCACUAACCAAUCCUAUAUAUUCAUCAAGAAGCGUUCGUAAUGGAAAUUAGCACGGAAUCUUAUUUCUCCAUGACGAUAUCGGGAGACGGCUACACUGCUAAUUCAGUCUCGUGACCACGUUUGGAACGCGCUACGAUCUGGACUCAGUGGUUUUACUUCAAAUUUCAAAGUCAAUUCAGUUAACACAGUGGAUAAGACGUUUAGUGUGUGCAGAGUUAAGCGGAUUUAUGUUCCUGUUUGCAAACACAUACCGGUUUUGUGUCAUCUUUAUUCAGUGAAUACGAUUUGCGGUUUUGAAAUGCGUAAAAACGAUAAUGAGUUCAAGUAUUACUUCCGUAAAUGAUAGCAAUUGAGACUUCUGUACUACAAUAUAGUAAUUCUAAUAAUAGAUUGUUUGGAUUGACAGUCUGGUGAACGUGGAUAUAAUAUUUUAAUAUGUGAGCCUCGCUCUGUGAAAAUGGGGUUUAAUGCAUAUGCGAAAAGUGUCGUCCCAGAUUAGCCUUGUGCAGUCCGCAGAGGGACGACACUUUCAGCCACAACUGGAUUUUGGUCAAAAAGGGUCUUCCUUUAAACGAAAAAUACAAUAACACCGGAAAGUGUCGUCCCUGAUUAGCCUGUGCGGAUCGCACAGGCGAAUCUGGGACGACACUUAACGCAUAUGCAUUAAACCCCAUUUUCACAGAGCGAGACUCAUAUUGAUUCCAAACAGCUGCACACGCACAGCUUGUCGCAUUAUUAUGAUGAUCGUUAAUUGUAGACUUAAAUUAGUAGGAUUAUGUGAAAGCCGUAUUAGCUUACACAUUAUAAUUAAAGUUAGCGCCUUGUUUGGCGCCUUAAAACCUCGAUAAACCCACAUCAAGAUAUGCUUGAACAUUAACCUUUUAUGCUGUAUAACCAUAUUGAACUAUUCGGAGAUUAAUCUAUUUAUUGGACGAAAUCAUGCAUUAUAAUAUAAAAGUAUUACUUUCGUGAUAUGGUUCUUUAUUGAAUUUAAUAUCUAGAAGAUCACGAAGCUUAAUAUAUGUUUUCCGUGAGAUCUGGAAUCCGUAUCAAACCGUGCUAACGAGAGGGAUGUGUUUUUCGUAGAAGAAAACGCGACUUAUAGAAUGCUGUGAGGUUACUUAGCGGAUAUCGCACUGUGCUAAUUGCGGACACAACGCUAUGAGUGAACAAGAAAAUCAACAGCACUCUACAUCGCGUGACCAUGACCUGUGACCCAGAUGAACUCGCUCGAGCAAUGUAUAUGAUGUCUACCAAUGCCACUGUGCACAUUGGCAUAACUCUAUCAGCGAUUGUAGUUUUUAUCGCCACGAGCCACGUAUGCCGCCAAAUCCGAAAAGACUUAGCCCAAUUGACGGUAAUCGUUAUCGGUGCCGGUCCGAUCGGCCUGACGGCUGCCUUGCUUGCGUUAAGAUGUAAACGUGUCACGAAGCUGAUCAUAUACGAGGAGGAAUCACGUGCCAGGUUGGAGAAGAGGUCAUAUCAGAUCGCAAUACAGCCACAGCACGUGUCGUUUUUAAGGGGCUGCGGGGUGGACUUUGAUAACUUGGAAGGCCUCUGGGAGGAUGGCUGCUUUUACACCCGUGUCGGGAUUUAUCUAGGCUACAUUAUCAAUAUCCUGCAACUGUACAAGAAGCCGGUGGACUUUAAUUUUUCCACAAAGUUUUCGCGGGACCUGAGCGCCUGUGUGGACUCUAUUAGCGGCAGAAAACUGGCGAUAUGUUGCGACGGCAGGAACGGACUGGCAAGUCGCGUUCUAGGCCUUAGUGACGAGAGCAUUCAUCAUUCAACUGGUGUUUAUGGUGCGCUGGCUGCGAUAGAGAAAAAUAAUGAAACCUACGUGCCGAAGUCUGAAAUACGCGUACACAACGUCGGCUUUGAUCUCUCCGCCUAUAAUUCAGCCGCUUAUGAGGACGAGGGGAAAUCGAAAUUCAACCUCAAGAUAUUUGGAAAUUCCACCUGCAGGUUCCUCGCUCUGGCGAUUAAUAAAACAGAUUCAAAUGUUGUUAAAACGCUCAGGACAGUUUUAGAUAAGUCUAUGAUGAGGAACAUUUUUCUGAAGUGUUUCAACACGUACAAGCGCGCAGACGAGGCAUCUAUUAGCGACUCGUUCUGCCUGCACCACAUGCGGUUCAGUCCUCGUCUCUACGAGAUCAAGCUCUCUCAACGUGCCGAGAUCGCUGCGUACAUCGCCGACUGCGAUCUCUUUGUCAUCACCGAGGGAGAAGCUUCAAGGUCAUACAAUUUCAACACAGGACUCGAUAUCAACGCUGGCUUCAAAGGACUGGUAUCUCUGCGCUCAUUUGUGGACCAAAUAACACUCGCCGACACGGAGUACAAUAUCACGAAAACACUCGUGUGGAAAAUGGACCAUUCCGAAAAAAUCUGUAAAGACUUAAUUAAACACGGUCUCAAAGAAUACAUGUAAUUAUGAAUAUGCAUCACGGUCAUUGUAUUUUAUUAUUAUCGUUGAUAUUAUAUUAAAUUGCUAUUUUUCUACAAAGUU